AUGAGUUCUAUGCAUUGCACAAAGUGGUAAGGGAGUCAAUUAAUAGUUAAGUUGAAAAUGAAAUAUUGCAAUUUGGAUUUGCCUUAAUUUCCAUCUAAACACGAAUGGCUCUUUAAAACUGAAAAAAGAAAAGCUGGAUUCCAUCUCUUUUUGAAUAAGUUGGUGAUGAUAGCAAUGCAACAUCCGUAAAUAUAGGGCAAUAUUCUGAAAUUCUUGUAUUACUUUUUGACAAGAGAUUUGCUGGGAAAUCAGAAGUAAACCAUUCUAGCCUCAACGGAUGCUUAAAAUGAAGAUGAGCCAGAUUGGCAAUUUCGAUAUCACAAUUUAUCGACUGAAGAUGCAACUCAAGUGGGAAACUAUAGUUUAGACCAAUAGAAGAAGUUGGCUACAAAUGUGUAAUUGAGAUUCUCAGAUGAUGAGACCUGGCAAACAUUCUAUGGCAAGAUUUAAGAGGGUACAUUGCAAUUAUAUUAACACAUAUCUUAUAAUUACUUCAGUUGUCAAGUAAUAUUGUUUCAGAUCAGAAUUGAAUUAGCAGACGAUGUCAUAUUGAUGUAUCACGAAUACGAUUACUAGAAGAUCUAAUUGACAGUCAACGACCCAGGCCUAUUAAAAUUGUGGUAUACUCAGUUGAAGUUUGCAUCCCAAGAUGUAUUGUAAUAUGAGGGAAUGCAUGACGAUUUCCACUCCUUGGGAAAGGUCUAGAUUCAAGUGAAGGAGGCCAUUAAUCUCAGUAAUAUCAUCUAAGACUCGUUUUUGUUUGUUAAAAUUUCAUUUCCUCCCUUCACAUGUUAAACUAAAUAGCAUGUUUACAGUAAUAACCCGUAGUGGAGUUAGGAUUACAUACUACCUAUAAUAGAUUCUUUUUCUGUGAUAAGAUUAGAAUUGAUCAGUGAAGUGUAGGAUGGCAUUUUGAAGCGAAAGGUCAAACAGUCAAUAAUUGGAGUGGCUGAAAUAUAAGUUGCCGACUUAUUGAGUUAUCAUUCAGGAACGAAGUUUUCGGUAUUAUUUUGUAUCUUAUUUGCCAAUUAGAGAAUACAGUUACCAUUGAAUAAGGAGAGCAACAACAGCGAUGUGUUUCAAUUUCUUAAGAAGCAUCUUUCAAACAUUGAUGAACAGUAGCCUAGUUUGAUUGUGACCUUAAGGAAUAUGUCGAGUCCUUUGUCUCUUUUUGGACCUGGUCCGGUGUUCUCAUAUGAGAAUGAGCAAUUGGAACCAGAUCUCACUGUUAUCAAAAUGAACAUCAUCAGAUUUAAGCGAAUAAUCUCAUUGAUGAUCUAAUUUUAACUCUCUUUAGAAGAUGUUGUAGAUCAAAAGUAUCCAAGAUUAACACUAAUAGUUUUUACAUUUAUGUUCAUCUUCAUUUACAAUGCAGAUUUAAACAACAUCCUGCAAUACUUUGGAUUCAUUUUGCUAUUCAUUCUCACUUACUAACAUCCAACUAUACACCAUUAUGUAGGGCUGUUUUUAGAUAAGUACAUCCUAUGCGAGUUGAAUCAUUAUUAUAAGACUCCUUAGUUGUUCACUUAGGAGGAGAAGGAUCUCAAAAAGAAUACUCAAUCAUUGGAUAAGGUCAUCAAAUUCGAAGGAAAUGAAAUCAAAUUGGAAGUGGAUGAUGAAAAUGAACCAAAGGAAUCCUUCUAUCAAAAAAUAAGAGCUAUCAAGAAGACUUUCUUUAUUGUUUAAUUGUACCUGACCUAUUUGAGUAACUUUGCAGAAAAAGUGAUUAAUUUAUUCACUUGGCAAGAGUACCAUAGAACUCUUUGGUUUCUCUAUGCCUUGUUCUCACUUUACUGUGUUAUUUGUAUUUUACCCAUUAGAUACAUCAUGAUGGCUGGAAUAAUAAAUGAAUGGUUUGAUGGACGCAUAGUCUUUAAGAAAAGGUAGGCUCACAAUUAGAAGAUUGCUAAAGUCAUGAUGGAGUACAUCUACAAGAAACAUGCGCCUGAGUUGGUGUGCAUUCCAAACUAUCUAGAUGUAGCCUUCCCCAAGGGUGAUUUUAGAACAAAAAUGGCUAAUGAAUUGCUCAUGCAUCUGACUGUCUCCAUGAACCAAGAUGAAGCCAAUAAAUAUCAGAAUGGGAACGAAGUUAUCAGAGAUCUCACUACUUGUUCUUAAAAAUUGAAAUGGGUUUCAAUUACAGAUCAUCAUUUUGUGAGGGAUCAACUCUACUAUGAAUUAAGGCAGAAGGGAAAGUUUAGAAUGAAACCACAUUAUCUGGUCUACUAUACCAUUACUAAUUUCAUCUACAAUAUUCCAUCAUAGUAUUAUAGGCUGAGAAGGCCAAUUCAAUUAUUUAAAUGA
This is a messenger RNA of Paramecium tetraurelia, 2304 nucleotides long. RefSeq lists its product as uncharacterized. Lineage: Eukaryota; Ciliophora; Oligohymenophorea; Peniculida; Parameciidae. The transcript has 5 exons. The record is from RefSeq and is a predicted model, not a curated record.